AUGGAGGACUGCUCUAGACAUGAUGCCGAAAAAAUAAAGCUCCCUACCGCUGGAAAAAAUGACAAAAUAAGAUUUACAGAACACAAUAAAUCAAUGAAAGUUCCUUAUGUCAUUUAUGCCGAUCUGGAGAGCAUGCUCCUCCCGAUUUCUACUUGUGAACCAUCGGGAGUUGAUGAAAACGGUGCUAAGAGAUCGUACACAUACAGCUAUCAGAAACACGAAGCUAUAAGUUUCUGUUACUAUAUCUCUGGCAGUGAAAAGCCUCCAACGACAUAUUUCGGGGAAGAUGCUGGACGAAAAUUUGUCGAGGCGUUGAAAAAGGAGGCCGUGGAGAUAAAACAAAUCUACGAAAAGAUCAUUCCAAUGAAACCACUGGAGGAAGAAGAGAUACGUAGACAUAAAGAAGCGGUAACCUGUCACAUCUGCCAGGAACCUCUCAAUGAAACCGACAAAGUAAGGGAUCACGACCACCUCACCGGUUUGUAUCGAGGCCCUGCCCAUUCCAAAUGUAACUUAUUGUUUACUAAGCCCAAAUUUAUUCCUGUUUUCUUGCACAACCUUUCUGGCUAUGACAUACAUCAGUUCAUCAAAGAAAUAGGACGACAAGGUGAGAAACUCCAAGUGAUUCCGCAAAAUGAUGAGCGGUAUAUAUCAUUCACCGUUCAAGUUAGGGGAGGGUUGGAACUGAGAUUCUUGGACUCUUUUAAGUUUUUAAGUGCAAGUUUAGACCAACUGAUUAACAAUUUAACUACAGAUCAGUUGGAGCAUACAAAGAGAUUUGUCAGAUCAUCACAGAUAGACUUGGUAACAAGAAAAGGGGUUUAUCCCUAUGACUUCAUGGAUAACAUAACAAAAUAUGAUAUGACAACUCUGCCGGAACUUCAUGAUUUCAAAAACAAAUUAAAUAAGUGUGAUGUAUCAGAAUUAGAUUAUGAGCAUGCUCAAAAGGUUUGGGAUGAGUUCAACAUCAAAGAUAUGAGAGAGUACACAUUGUUUUACAACAAGAUUGACGUCCUCCAGUUGGCAGACAUUAUGGACAACUUCAGAGACGUUUGCCUUCAAACAUAUAGUCUCGACCCAGCGUGGUACUUCACAGCUCCCGGAUUAGCCUGGUCGGCGAUGCUGAAACUCACUGAUGUAGAGCUCCAGUUACUAACCGACCUCGAUAUGAUUCUAAUGGUUGAAAAAGGAAUUCGUGGAGGUGUUUCGCAGUGUUGCUUGAGACAAGCUCGAGCCAACAACAAGUAUAUGAGUCAAGGCUUCGAUGAGAACAAAGAACCUAGCUACCUGGUGUACUUAGAUGCGAAUAACCUAUAUGCUUGGGCUAUGUCGCAGGCGAUGCCAUUCGGUGACUUUAGAUGGCGAAAAGAUACUGAAAUAAAUGUUUUAGACAUCAGUGAUGACGCGGCCACCGGCUACAUUCUCGAAGUUGACCUCGAGUAUCCCGAAGAAAUUCAUGACCACCAUGCAGACUUUCCACUCGCACCUCACCACAUGAUUCCACCUGGGUCAAAAAUAUCCAAACUGGUCACCACUUUGUACGACCGAUCUAGAUACGUUGUACACUACAGAAAUUUAAAACAGUAUCUGAACCUCGGAAUGAAACUAAAAAAUAUACAUCGGGUUCUUGAGUUUUCUCAAAAACCGUGGAUGAAACCAUACAUCGAUUUAAACACUAACAUGAGGACCAAAGCAAAGAAUAAAUUCGAAAUUGACUUCUACAAGCUUAUGAAUAACGCGGUAUUUGGGAAAACUAUGGAAAACCUUCGGAAUAGAGUGGAUGUUCGUCUGGUAACCGACGAACGACAGGCGGAUAAAUUCAUUGCCAAACCGACAUUCAAGAGUCGGAAAAUAUUUACGGACCAUCUUGCAGCUGUGCACAUGACCAAAACAUCACUUCUUUUCAACAAACCGAUUUACGUGGGGGCGGCUAUUCUAGAUGUGUCGAAAACCCUUAUAUACCGUUUCCACUAUCAAGUGAUGAAGAGCAGAUAUGGUGAUCGGGUCAUACUCGCCUAUACUGAUACCGACUCACUGAUUUACAUCAUAUAUACAGAAGACUGGUACAUGGACAUGAAAGAAAUGAUUGACGAGUUCGACACGAGUGCAUAUCAAAGCUCCAACCCUUUUGGUAUGCAUCGAGUAAACAAAAAGGUUCUCGGAAAAAUGAAAGAUGAGCUGGAAGGUCUGAUCAUGGUUGAAUACGUUGGUCUGAAGUCAAAAAUGUAUGCCACUGACGUAGAGGAAGGUUUGAAUUGUAUAAAAACAUCUAAAAAGGCUAAAGGAAUCAAGAAAUCAGUGGUGGAAAAUGAAAUCACAAUAGAUGACUAUCGCAGAUGUUUGAAGACUCUCGAAGAUGUGUACAGACAAAUCAACAGCAUCCGAAGCCACCUGCACGAUGUUUAUAGUAUGACACAAUUCAAGAAAUCACUUUCGCCAAAGGACGACAAACGGUGUAUGAGGAAUAUUGGAGAACCUCUCAAGCAAUCUAGACACAGAAUUCACUUGUCCGACGGUCAGAAGCGUAAGCUACGCAUCGCGUUUAAAAAGCGUAGAACUGCUAUAAUUGGUUUAACUAAUGAUAGCCUCUCACGUGGAGCGGAUCAUAUACUGCUUAACGAAGCACAACACAAGGCUGUUGAAAAAGCUAUCCGGAACAAAACCGGUCUACGUCUGGCUGUGAGCUACGACCAGCUUUUGAAAAACAAAGAGGGUGGUCUUUUGAAAGAGAUGUUGGAAAUGGUUGAAUCAAAGGUGCCAUAUGGAAAACGUUUCAUAUCUCCAUUGAUACGACAUCAGGUGGCACCGAUUCUCAAGAACCGAUUCGUGCCGUGGUUGAAAAACCUGAUCGAUAACGAGCUAGAUUCAAUAAUUGAAAAAGACCCCAAGGGAGCCGGUCUUAAGCGAUGCAUCAACAACAAGCUGGACUCUCUUUUAAAAAACCCGUAA
Macrosteles quadrilineatus (aster leafhopper) is the source of this 2949-nucleotide messenger RNA. RefSeq lists its product as uncharacterized. The transcript has 3 exons. Gene Ontology annotation, molecular function: nucleic acid binding. The coding region runs from base 1 to 2949 and encodes 982 amino acids. The record is from RefSeq and is a predicted model, not a curated record. Lineage: Eukaryota; Metazoa; Arthropoda; Insecta; Hemiptera; Cicadellidae.